GUUAGUUCGAACAUGAUUUGGGCGAUAGUUCAGUUAGCUUUCUAUUUUAUCUCCUCUCCACCGUAUAAAUUGUUAUGAUCGAUGGAUUAUUCCUCCAUGCAUGUAGAAGACAGUUUGUCUUAUCUUCUAGUUACACAGGAUGAAAUUCUCUAUAAAUAAUAGACGAAUGUAAUGCAUUUAGCAAUCAAUCAAUAAAAAUUAAUUUUGCUUUCUGUUUUAUUCUUCUUUCCUCUUCCUUCAGUUUGGUAUCAGAGCAUCCCAAUAGCAGCAUGGGAUUUUCUAGGUUCGGUAUCAGAGCAUCCCAAUAGCAGCAUGGGAUUUUCUAGUUGUUGUAGCCAUGUUAAUGAUUGUCCUCGUGAACUUGUACUACAUUAUAUUUAUCAUCGUUCGUUCUGCUCUCAAAUUUCUGCUAGUAAUCAGUUUCAUCACCUUACAAGCGAUCACGAAGAAAUCUGUGACAAACCAAGAAGGAACAACAAGUACUUAUAACACAAGUCAAACAAAUGGGACUGCAGAGAGAGGAGGAACCCAAGAGUUGCAUGUAGAUCUCUUGUCUGAGCAAAUUUAUACAAAUCUGACAGCAGAUCAGAUAUCAUAUAUCAAGAGCAUUUGCCAUGAGUCUCAUCAAAUUGGGGAGGGGAUAUUUGCAAGAGUUUAUAGAGGAAACUUCCAAGGUGAAGAUUUGAUUAUAAAGAAAAUAGAACAUAGGUCCCAUGACACCAAACAAUGGGUGAAGAAUGAAGUUGAACUCCUGCAAGGAAAGGAGCACAUAAACGUAAACAAGCUGUAUGGUUGGUAUGUAGAAACAAACCUAUCCUAUUUGGCCUACAUACACAUAGAUGGAUGCACUCUGGACGACCACUUGAGAGGAAAUUGUAGAGGGUUUACCUACAAUUGGAAGCAGAGCUUCAAAAUGAUAAUGGGUAUUGCUAAAGGAAUUGAAUUCUUACACCAGAAUAAAAUAAUUCAUGUUCAUAUUAAUCCACAAAAUAUUUUGGUGGAUGCUAAAGAUCAUGAGGCAAAGCUUAUUGAUUUUGGAUUUUCUAGGCAUGUAGAUUGGAAAGGUGAGCAACGGUCAAUUGAGAAAAUAAUAGACACAAAAGGCAGCUAUAGGUCUCCAGAGUAUUGCUUGAUAGGGAAGCUCUCUUAUAAGCAUGAUGUUUAUAGCUUUGGAAUUGUUGUGUUGGAGAUGAUAAUACGGCGGAGGCAUGAUGAUGGAGCACGAAAGCUUUUUGAAUUCCAUACAUAUGUAACACAAAUGAUAGAGAACAAUUGUUUUGAAGAAAUUGUACAGGAUGGGUGGGACAGCUUUGCUGUAAAAGAGGCCUUGGCUGUUGCAAACAUAGCUCUCACAUGUGCUCACCCUGAUGAGACCAAGCGACCAGAUAUGGACCUUGUGGUCAGAGAACUUUCUUCAAUGAUAACGUCUGGAUGAAAUUCUUACAUGAAGCUCUAUGAUAUAUAUUUUAUUUUUUAGUUAGUGUUUUUAUGAAAAGACUUCUCCUUCCACUUUUUGGGGAUUGCUUUUAUUAUA
Messenger RNA from Cryptomeria japonica (Japanese cedar), 1534 nucleotides. Its product is annotated as cysteine-rich receptor-like protein kinase 25. Gene Ontology annotation, molecular function: protein kinase activity; ATP binding. The transcript is spliced from 3 exons. Gene Ontology annotation, biological process: protein phosphorylation. Bases 338 to 1435 code for a protein of 365 amino acids. The record is from RefSeq and is a predicted model, not a curated record. NCBI's taxonomy places the organism in Eukaryota, Viridiplantae, Streptophyta, Pinopsida, Cupressales, Cupressaceae.